CUGCUCCUCGCCGCCGCCAAGUUUUUCGACUGCGCAACAAUUCCACGCGACAAUCACCGACGAGGAUACCUCUCUUUCUGUCUCUCUCUCUCUCUCUCCGCCUUCCUCCCCCCUGGAAACCUGAAGACGGCGUCGGUAUCCCGCAGUGGGUGUGCGAUUGCUCCAACCGAACCCGCCCCCCGUGCCGAAAUCGACAAGCACCACAACGUCCACGAUCACCCACCAUACGAGAGGGACCGACCGACCGAACUUGCCGUUGACAGGAGAGAAGCUGGUGUAACUGCGACAGGCAGCAUUCGCAAAUGUCUGUCGCUGACCGCAUCGUCAGCUACUUCGCCCCUGCCGACAACAGUGCGCAAACGAUCAAGGAGGGUUUCUCGGUCUCGAGCCCGGCGGCGGCGGCCUCGUCCGGAGAGGAUAGACAUGAGGGACAGACGGGAGGACUUUUGCCGGAUAUCAGAAUCAAUAGACAGUCGUUCGGACAGGACAUGAUCUCGGAGGAGGAUGACUCAUUCGAAGAAGAAGGCCGCCCGCCUUACCUCCAUGCUAUGAUAGCCGGGGGUCUCGGCGGGUCGACGGGAGACAUGCUCAUGCACUCUCUGGACACGGUCAAGACGCGCCAACAGGGCGACCCGCACAUCCCGCCGAAGUAUACGUCCCUCGGCUCGUCCUAUCACACGAUAUGGAGGCAAGAAGGCAUCAGACGAGGUCUCUAUGGCGGGUGGGUACCGGCACUGAGUGGCUCGCUCCCGGGCACCAUGUUAUUUUUCGGCACAUACGAAUGGAGCAAGCGGUUUCUCAUUGAACACGGCCUACAGCACCACUUGUCCUAUCUAACAGCCGGUUUCCUUGGAGACUUGGCCGGCUCCGUCGUCUACGUCCCGUCCGAAGUGUUGAAGACCCGCAUGCAGUUGCAGGGACGUUACAACAACCCCUACUUCAAGUCGGGAUACAACUACAGAGGCACGGUCGAUGCUGCGCGGACAAUUGUCCGCCACGAGGGGCUUUCUGCGCUGUUCCACGGUUACCAAGCGACGCUCUAUCGCGACCUCCCGUUUUCGGCGCUCCAGUUCAUGUUUUGGGAACAGUUCCACGCCUGGGCCCGUACCUACAAGCAGAGCAGGGAUGUCGGUGUACCGCUGGAGCUCUUGACUGGUGGUCUCGCCGGAAGCUUGGCUGGCGUUAUGACAUGUCCCCUAGACGUCGUCAAGACGCGGCUGCAGACCCAAGUGCACCCUGACCUGUUACCAAAAGAGAGUAAAGCGGCGGCCAAGACUACCACGCAUGCUUCGACGUCAAAAUCACAGAUGCGCAACAUAUCUACGUCAUCUCCGUCAACACAUACUCCUCGCCCCGGCGCGGUGAACCUGCAGACCUCGUCCGUCAUCCAGGGCCUCAAGGUCAUAUACCAGACGGAGGGGCUCAGCGGAUGGUUCAGGGGCGUGGGCCCUCGUGGCGUAUGGACCUUCAUUCAGAGCGGCACAAUGCUGUUCUUGUACCAACGUAUCCUUAAACAGUUAGAGGUUUGGAACCCUCCUGUGGAAGCGCAACGGGAGCAUGCCAUUUAGGGGAGGGCUGUCGGUCAGGUCAUGGAGGGCUGGGGUGUAACAAUUUACCAGGACUUGGGAUGGAGAAAAAGUAUUGUACAAAACAACACUGUCUGUACACUUUGUAAGGAUAAGCAUGGGGACUGGCGUUUGACGGCAUCGUAGAUGGACACAAUGUCCAAUAGAGAAAGCUGAUAGAGAGAAAGACAAGUCUCAUUUCAAAUG
Colletotrichum destructivum is the source of this 1772-nucleotide messenger RNA. RefSeq names its product Putative mitochondrial carrier domain superfamily. The transcript has 2 exons. Lineage: Eukaryota; Fungi; Ascomycota; Sordariomycetes; Glomerellales; Glomerellaceae. The record is from RefSeq and is a predicted model, not a curated record. Gene Ontology annotation, biological process: magnesium ion export from mitochondrion. Bases 303 to 1568 code for a protein of 421 amino acids. Gene Ontology annotation, molecular function: magnesium ion transmembrane transporter activity.